This is a messenger RNA of Oncorhynchus tshawytscha (Chinook salmon), 5811 nucleotides long. Its product is annotated as UDP-glucose:glycoprotein glucosyltransferase 1. NCBI's taxonomy places the organism in Eukaryota, Metazoa, Chordata, Actinopteri, Salmoniformes, Salmonidae. The transcript has 39 exons. Gene Ontology annotation, cellular component: endoplasmic reticulum. Bases 71 to 4699 code for a protein of 1542 amino acids. Gene Ontology annotation, molecular function: UDP-glucose:glycoprotein glucosyltransferase activity. The record is from RefSeq and is a predicted model, not a curated record.
UUUUGAACAGGCAAAAACAGCAGUCUACCUACAAAGAACUUGCCAGGACCCCACCCACUCCCCUCUGAUCAUGGCAGAUGCGGGAAGUUACCAAGCCGGUUUCGGCCCCAGGAUGUGGCAGCAAUGUGCCCUGCUCCUGUUCCUGUCCCUGCUACCAGUGGUAUCUGGAGAAGCUGACUCCAAGGCUGUCACCACUAGUCUCACCACCAAGUGGGCCUCUACCCCUCUGCUGCUGGAGGCCAGUGAGUUCCUUGCAGAAGAGAGUCAGGAGAUGUUCUGGGAUUUCGUCGAAGCAAAUCAGAACAUCAAAGGGGAACAUGAUGAUACAGACCAGGCGUAUUACGACCUGAUCGUGAAGAGAGCCAGUGCUCUGCUCAGCACAGUCCAACUCAACAUGCUCAAGUUCGCCCUCUCUCUCAGGGCCUACUCCGCUACUGUACACUCCUUCCAACAAAUAGCGACCAACGAGCCCCCUCCAUCCGGCUGCUCAGCCUUCUUCAAUGUCCAUGGAGAGAAGUCAUGUGACACGGAGAAACUGACUGCACUGAUGGAGACCGCAGCAGAACGGCCCAAGCCCUACCUAUUCAAAAGCGAUCACAGGUUCCCGGGAUCAAAUCCCGACACUCCGGUUAUUAUCCUGUAUGCCGAGAUUGGAAGUUCGGAUUUCACAAUGUUCCAUCAGCUGAUGCUGUCCAAAGUCAACAAGGGACUGGCCACCUAUGUGCUUCGUCACUACCUGGCUUCUCCCAGCAGUCGUAGAGUGUAUUUGUCUGGUUAUGGAGUGGAGCUGGCCAUCAAGAACCAGGAAUACAAGGCUAAGGACGAUACACAGGUCCAGGGAGCGGAAGUGAAUGCUACACUGAUGGGGGAGAAUGACCCAGUGGAUGAGGUCCAGGGAUUCCUCUUUGGAAAACUGAAGACUCUGUACCCUGAGUUGAAGGAGCAGCUGAAGGAGCUCAGGAAACACCUGGUGGAGAGCACCAAUGAGAUGGCUCCCCUUAAAGUCUGGCAGAUGCAAGAUCUGAGUUUCCAGACUGCAGCUCGGAUCCUGGCUGCUCCAUCUUCAGACGCCCUGAACGUCAUGAGAGACCUCAGUCAGAACUUCCCUACCAAGGCUAGGUCGAUCACUCAAACAGUGGUCAGCUCUGAGAUACGUAAAGAGAUGGAAGAGAACCAGAAGUUCUUUAAGGGAACUCUGGGAUUGCAGCCUGGAGACUCUGCUCUAUUCAUCAACGGACUACACAUAGACCUGGACACACAGGACAUCUUCAGUGUAUUUGAGGUUCUCCGUAGUGAGGCCAGGGUGAUGGAAGGUCUGCGUUCUCUCCUUAUCGAGACUCCCUUCAUCCACGACAUCCUCAAACUCAACGUACAGCCUUCUGACUCGGACUACGCUGUGGACAUCCGCAAUCCUGCUGUCAACUGGAUUAAUAACCUGGAGACAGACAGCAGGUACGGCUCAUGGCCCUACAACGUCCAGGAGCUCCUCAGACCAACCUUCCCCGGAGUCAUACGACAGAUCCGGAAAAACUUUCACAACCUCGUGGUGAUUCUGGACCCGACCCAUGAGAGUUCUGCUGAGCUGUUGAAUGUUGCUGAGAUGUUCUACAGCAAUAACAUCCCACUCAGGAUUGGACUGGUGUUUGUGGUGUCUGAUGUUGAUGAGAUCGAUGGUAUGGAGGAUGCAGGUGUGGCUCUGCUCCGGGCCUUUAACUACAUCACAGAAGAGCUGGACGCUCCCGCCGCCUUCGACACCAUCAUCUCGAUGUUUAACCGUGUGCCUAGCGGUGGUAAGCUAAGUGUAGGUGAUGUCGUCAAGGUGUUGGAGAAGAAGUUUCCCUAUGUGGAGGUCGGCAGCAUUCUUGGACCAGACUCCACUUACGACGACAACCGGAAGGAAGGGCGUGGUUACUACUUGCAGACGGGUGUAGGUCCGUUGCCAGUGGUGAUGUACAACGGAAUGCCGUACCAGCGAGAACAGCUAGACCCAGAGGAGCUAGAAACUGUCACCAUGCACAAAAUACUGGAGACUACCAGCUUCUACCAACGGGCUGUCUACAUGGGUGAGUUGGCCACUGAUCAAGAUGUGGUGGAUUUCAUCAUGACCCAACCCAACGUUGUCCCUCGUAUCAACCCUCGAAUCCUGUCGACUGCCAGGAUGUACCUGGACCUAUCUAAUACUAAUAACCAUUUUAUAGAUGAGUACGCUCGCUUUCUGUUCCUGGACAGCAGAGAGAAGAGCACUGCUGUGGCUAACAGCAUGAACUACAUGACCAAGAAGGGGAUGGCCCCCAAGGACCACCAUGAUGAUGGCUACAUCCGUCCAGUCACGUUCUGGGUUGUGGGAGAUUUUGACCAACCUUCCGGACGCCAGCUAUUAUACGAUGCCAUCAGACACAUGAAAACCAGUAACAACGUGCGAUUGGGCCUGAUCAACAACCCUAGCGACAGCCCAUCCGAGGAGAACAGUCAUGUUGCCAGGGCGAUAUGGGCCAGCAUGCAGACCCAGACAGCUAACAACGCUAAAAACUACAUCACCAAGCUGGCUAAAGAAGAGACCGCUAAGGCACUGGAGACUGGGGCCGACGUCACACAGUUCACUGUCGGGGGUAUGGACGUUGCCUUGUUUAAGAGUGCUUUUGAAGGUCCUAAGUUUGACUUCCUGCUGUCUCACGCUGUCUACUGCCGAGACGUUCUCAAGCUGGGGAAAGGACAGAGAGCAGUCAUCAGCAACGGACGGCUCAUUGGUCCGCUAGAGGAAGGGGAGGUCUUUAACCAAGAUGACUUCCUCCUAUUGGAGAGUAUCAUUUUGAAGACCUCGGGAGAGCGAAUCAAAAGCAAGGUCCAGCAGUUUGGGGUGGAGGAGGACAGGGCCAGUGACCUGGUGAUGAAGAUUGACUCUCUGCUCUCCUCUCAGCCCAAAGGAGAGGCCAGGAUAGAACAUGCCUUUGCUGAUGACCGAUACAGUGCUAUAAAGAUCCGACCCACAGAGGGAGAAGUCUACUUUGACAUGGUUGCCGUGGUAGACCCCGUAACCAGGGACGCCCAGAAACUAGCCCCGCUCCUAUUGGUGUUGAAGAAGCUGGUCAAUGUGAACCUGCGCGUGUUUAUGAACUGCCAGUCCAAACUCUCAGACCUGCCUCUCAAAAGUUUCUACCGGUAUGUGUUGGAGCCUGAGGUGUUGUUCCAGACUGACGGUAGUUUCUCCCCUGGUCCCCUGGCUAAGUUCCUGGACAUGCCUCAAACUCCCCUCUUCACACUCAACCUCAACACCCCUGAGAGCUGGAUGGUGGAGUCUAUACGCACUAGAUAUGACCUGGACAAUAUCUACCUGGAAGAGGUGGACAGUAUAGUAGCAGCAGAAUACGAGUUGGAACAUCUGCUGCUGGAGGGUCACUGUUUUGACGUGAGUACAGGUCAGCCCCCCAGAGGACUCCAGUUCACCCUGGGAACCCCCUCCGACCCUGUCAUCGUCGACACCAUCGUCAUGGCCAACCUGGGUUAUUUCCAGUUGAAGGCUAACCCAGGAGCCUGGAUCCUGAAGCUGAGGAGGGGACGGUCUGACGAAAUCUACAAGAUCUACAGUCAUGAUGGAACAGACUCUCCAGCAGACGCUGAUGACCUCAUCGUGGUGCUGAACAACUUCAAGAGCCGGAUCAUCAAAGUCAAGGUCCAGAAGAGGCCAGAGAAGUUCAGUGAGGAGCUGUUGAGUGAUGGAACCCAGGAGAACGACUCGAGCUUCUGGGAGUCACUCACCAGAGGGUUUACAGGAGGUGUGAAGACGGAGGAGAGUAAACAGGAGAAGGAUGAUGUCAUCAACAUAUUCUCUUUGGCCUCUGGACACCUCUACGAACGUUUCCUCAGGAUCAUGAUGUUGUCUGUUCUAAAGAACACCAAAACACCAGUCAAGUUCUGGUUCCUCAAAAACUACCUGUCCCCAGCAUUUAAGGAGUUUAUCCCGUACAUGGCAGAGCAGUAUGGUUUCCAGUAUGAACUCGUCCAGUAUAAGUGGCCGCGGUGGUUACACCAGCAGACUGAGAAACAGAGGAUUAUCUGGGGUUACAAGAUCCUCUUCCUGGAUGUCUUGUUCCCUCUGUCCGUCGACAAGUUCUUAUUCGUGGACGCAGAUCAGAUAGUGCGUACCGACCUGAAGGAGCUCCGUGACCUUGACCUUGAAGGAGCGCCGUAUGGCUACACACCGUUCUGUGAGAGCCGGAGAGAGAUGGACGGCUUCCGCUUCUGGAAGUCGGGCUACUGGGCGAGUCACCUCGCUGGACGCAAAUAUCACAUCAGUGCUCUGUAUGUGGUAGAUCUGAAGAGGUUCCGUAAGAUAGCAGCAGGAGACAGACUGAGAGGACAAUACCAAGGCCUGAGUCAAGACCCCAACAGCCUGUCCAACCUCGACCAGGAUCUGCCUAAUAAUAUGAUCCACCAGGUGCCUAUCAAGUCUCUGCCUCAGGAGUGGCUCUGGUGUGAGACUUGGUGUGACGACAACUCUAAGAAAAAGGCCAAGACUAUAGAUCUGUGUAACAACCCCCAGACCAAGGAGCCCAAGUUGCAGGCAGCUGUUCGUAUCGUAGCAGAGUGGAGCGACUACGACCAGGAGAUCAAACGCCUGCAGAACAGAGUCCAGGAGAGAGGAGCAGAGAACCAUACCACACAGAAGGACAAGCCAGAUGAUACACAUACAGAGUUGUGAGGCCAGCGGAUGGAAGAUGUGGCUGUAGCAGCAACAAAAGAUGGAACCAUGUUAAUAGACAAUGCUGUUCUCCUUUGGAACAGCAAUGAUAGACGGACUGCAAACCAAUACUCAUUCAAUCAUUAAUUUUCCAUUUAUUUGUAUUUUCUCCGUUGAGAGUGGCGAGGAUACGGGAUAGGGAAGGGGUGCUGGGUAGGGAUGAUAUGGGGUGACUGUUAGUGGAUGGUGUGGGUCUGAAAAAUCGGACUAUUCCAACAGUUUCCACCUCCAAUAUUUUUGAUCCAUUCAUGUUUGUACUGAUUAGGACACCUUAUUAAACAACUGUCUGUGGGUAGAGGUUUGGGCUUAGGAGUUAAAUCACACUGAUAAAUAGCAGCUUAAGUUAUGACAUGAGAGUUUUGUCCUGUUCUAUGCCUUCUGUUUCUGUGCUUUAGACUUCAGUUGUCCAUGGCCUGUGUCAAACUCAGGGAAAGGUGGUUUUGGCCAAUCGAUCUGAUUCAAUCUCCUAAUGACAAUACAAAGAGGACUGGAGCGACAUUUUAUUUAAUGUGAAACAGACAUUAGUUCUGUCAUGUAGUAAAAUAGGGAUUCAUAUCUCUACAAUACAAUUUACCUGCAACAUUCAGAACGUUGCAUCCUUGUGAGCAUGAUGUGGAGUUAAGGGAUGUGUGGGUGAGGACUGGUGGGGACGUAUCAGCGACAGACAGCACUAGGAGUUCCGUGAUCACUCAAAUCGAUUGUAACAGCGACUUGAAAGGCAGCAGGCAUAUGACUAGAAUGUUGUAGUUCAGGGUGGCCAAUCUUAUCCACAAAAGGUCUGUGGGUGCAGUUUUAUUUUCUAGCAAUACACCCAUUUCAUCUAGUCAGUCUUUAAUGAAGAUCAUGAUUCAUGGGCUUGUUGAAUCAGACUGCUUGACUGGAACAAAGCCUAGGGUCAGAUUGGCCACCAGUGCUGUAGUUAACUCCUGUUUUCUCCGCUGUGGUCUGUUCUGGAGUAAACACUGUUAGUCAUCCAUUGCCAACCGCUGGCUGUUUCCGUUCUUUGUUUUGGCUAAAUAUGUCCUGUUAAUUGUGGGAAAUCAUUAUUUUGUAAUAAAAACCAAGGAACCCAA